CCUAUCUCGUGAGUUGGCUCCUCUCCUUGCCCUAUAUAAACAGAUCAUACUAUGCAAACCAUGCACAAAUGUGAAAGUAUCAUAAAGUGUUUAAUUAAACAUGGCUCGGACACUACUGAUUUACGCAGCCUUUUUCCUUUUCAUAAGCUUAGUCCACUCUGUAAGCCCUCCACCGUUUUCUAAGAGACUGGCUCCCACACUAUCUCCGUCCAUCAGCAGUAGAAUUGGGGGCGGAGGAGGAGGCGAGGGUGGUGGCGGUGGCAGCAGUUCCGGUCCGGGUAGUGCAGGGUCAGGGUUUGGUUCAGGGAGUGGGUAUGGCCGUGGAAGUGGUGGCGGUGGAGGAGGCGGAGGGGGAGGUGGUGGAGGUGGCAGCGGUGGUGGUAGUGGUUCUGGCUUCGGAGGUGGAACUGGCUUUGGAGGUGGUGGUGUUGGCACUGGAGGAUUUGAUGGCUCUGGAGGUGUAGGCAUGCCUGGGAAAUUAGAUAGGAAGAGUUCCCCAGGCUACCAUUAAUUUAGAGCAAUUAAUAUACAUAAGCUGCGUGUGUUUCCUCCUACAAUUCUACUUGAA
Molecule: messenger RNA, 568 nt
Organism: Prunus persica (peach)
Lineage: Eukaryota; Viridiplantae; Streptophyta; Magnoliopsida; Rosales; Rosaceae
Product: putative glycine-rich cell wall structural protein 1
Exons: 1
Coding region: 101-511 (136 amino acids)
Source: RefSeq, a predicted model, not a curated record